GUUUAGGAUGCUUUAUUUCCUGCUUUUAUUUAUGAGUAUACUAGUUCCGGUAAAUCUGAGGUUACAGAACUAAAUGACAACUGUUAAAAUAACAUAAGGUGUCAAUGUUCAGUUGAUUAAUAACCUGUUUUUGGAUUCACAACAUAUCUUGGAAUAUACAUUUCAGGAAGUGCAGAAUUAUUUCUAAGAGGGCUGCUUCAGUUUGCUAGCGGCCUGUUACUUCUUCGUCUAUCUUCUAUUUAAAGAUGUGUGGCAACCAGUGUGAAGACCACUGUCAUGAACACACUGUAAUGAAUGUGGAUAGAGCAAUGAGCUGUUCAGACCAACUUUGACAACUCCACCGUUAGAGGAGAGUGGGUUAAGAUGAGCCAUUUUUCCUAUUUCGGAUCACUACAUCGAGGCAAUCAUAGUUUUGUCUCUAACUAGUGUAUCUGCAUAUAUUUCAAGAUGUUGUGCAUCCCUGCAAACCAACAGAAUGAGUGUAAACAUACAGUACAGGCCAAAAGCUUGGACACACCUUCUCAUUCAAUGCAUUUUCUUUGUUUUCAUUACUAUUUAAAUUGUAGAUUCUCAAAACUAUGAAUGAACACAUGUGGAAUCAUGUGCUUAAGAAAAAAGUGUGAAAUAACUGAAAACAUGUUUUAUAUUUUAGAUUUCUCAAAGUAGCCACUCUUUGCUUUUUUGAUAGCGCUGCAAACUUUCGCUGUUCUCUCAAUGAGCUUCAUGGGGUAGUCACCUGAAAUGGUUUUUACUUCACAGGAGUGCCUGAAGUAACCCUGACAAGGUACUUCUGUCAUCAAGAGCAAAGAGUGGCUAUUUUAAAGAAACUAGAAUAUAAAACAUGUUUUCGGUUAUUUCACACUUUUUUUAUGAGUAAAAAAUUCUACAUGUGUUCAUUCAUAGUUUUAAUGCCUUCAGUGACAAUCUACAAUGUAAAUAGUCAUAUAAAAAAAAAAGAAAAGACAUUGAAUGAGAAAGUGUGUCCAAACUUUUGGCCUGUACUGUAACUGUCUUGAUAAAAUAGCAUGCCGAAAAAAGUGGUCUCCUAUGGUUACCCCGUGUAUAUGGUAAGUUGACCACAGGAGCAGGGCAAGUUGAGCCGUAUCCCAACUAUCCCCCCACUCUCCCCCCCAGCCCUCCCUCACCUUCUCUCUCCCUAAAUAACAGUCACUUCUUCACAUUCAUGUGUAUUUUUAUCUAUUAUACACUAUUCAACUGGUACAAUCAUUCUUUUUAUUAUUAUUGCAUAUAACUGGUAAAAAGCUGUUUUGUAAAAGGCCAUUUUAACAUGAGAAUGUCUUUAAGUGAUUCAGAACAUUCACAGCUGUAUUUUUGAAAAGAAAAAGUAACACAUUUCAACAAUCUGAACUUAAACUCUGAUCCUCUCAUCAGACUCCUUUACUUUCUCAGUUGAACCACUGGCUCAACUUACCCCAGAACUACUAUUAUGACUUUAUUAUUCCUCUAAACUAAAAUGGUGGACUUUUAUGUUAGGUUUUUGACCUCAUGUUGUAGCUCAUAGAUACCGCAAUUGAUGUAUAAAACAAAUUUAAAAUGAUCCUUUUUGGUCUGAACACAAUUCUAAUAAAACUUAUAUCAGACUAAAUUCACUUUAAAGAGUGAAAAAUGUUUUUUUGGAAAUAAAUGUCUGACCCCUUUACAACAUGUGCUUCUAACCUUCACAGACUCCAUGAAUUGAUGCCCAUCUCCUAAACAUAAGAAUAAGAAUAACUUUAUUAAUCCCCAAAGAGCAAUUCAAGUGUCUGUUGUCUCACAUAAUAUGUCUCCAAAAAGUGAUCUACUGUUUACACAAUAUUAGGUCACAUGAUCAAUUUCUUUUACCAUUUCACACCAACAGGGGGUGGCUCAACUUACCCCACUCUCCCCUACUUUUCAAGGGUCAAAAAUGUGUUAAUUCAGCCCUGCCUAUUGACUUUAACAACAGUGGCCCCUCAGAGUACUUGCAUAUUUGCCGACUCCACCAUAACAACAACAAAAAACCUGUAUCUUUAUCACUACCUUUAUUAGUACAGUCAACGCAAUGUUAUACUAUUAUUGGAAAUUGUAUUUGUACUAUAUCAUAAAUGUGUUUGUAUGUCAAACUGGAGUGAGGUUGGGGGUUAAAAUGUCCUUAACCGAGUCGUGACAAUAUGUAAAACCCCUUUGAUAUCAACUUCUUCAGCCCAGCCCUCGAGUCAACACUCUAACUGUUCUCCAUGUAACAUCUCGCGACACAACUUUCGGGCUGCUCUCCAAAUCCCUCCACGAGCUAACUUUAGCCAAGUCGUCGCCAUUUUAUUAAACGUCUAAAUAGCCCUCCCCAACCGACUGUUAUGAACCGCAAUGAGAUCCAGUGCCGUGUUCAACGUUUUAUCUCCUCCUCUGGCCACAUGAAAAUGGCCACGCAGUUGCAUUCCCGCACAUCCUCCUCCAGCCCCUGUACCCUGUCAGCCUUUAGCCCUCCACACACGCCACGGCUGCUGCAGCGUUCACCCUCUCUCGCUGACACGUUCACUGCCCGCGUGCGUAUGAGAGCACAAUCCGAGCCAUUAUUACUGGCGGGAGAGACGUAACUUUCCCCGAGAGAAGUGGGCAAAUACGAUCCAAUGUGUUACCAGUCCGCCACCUAGCUGCGGAGACGCGCCGACGAAGAUCUGUCGACUGUAUGAUUAUGAAAACACCCGCGCCAAUGUUGUUGCACAGUAGGCUUCGCGCUCCGAUGGGACUAAAACUCGGCUUCAGGAGGUGUUUUAACCUCUGCUGGCCGUAGUUAUGUAAUCAAAGCAACAUCUAAUGCACCAAAAGCUCCGGAUCGCUGUUGGUGCGAGGAAGGGGAAGAGCAGGACAGCAACACCUUAACCUCCUUGCCUAAACGCAGUUGGCUCCGGGACGCGCUCUCGGGUAAGUAGCCUACGUAGCCUUAUUUCAGAUUUUCAUGGCAGCCUGUAUUAAUGUGCGCAGGCCUGUCAACAUCACCAGCUCGCAGCUCCGUAGCCUGGUGAGAAUUUGUGUGCAUCCGCUUUGCGCUAAUUUUAUCCCUUGUUGCUGAGUAUGUUUCUCCGUGCAUGGAGAUAUUUCUUAUUUCAGUGUUGCUGACACCAGCAGAAGGGCUGGCAGAGGACAGAUAGAGAAGAAGGAAAAAAAGGUGAAUCGGGUCUGAUCUACAUCAGAAACGCCACAUGCGGGCACAUUUUGAUGCUACGUAGCACAUUGAGUUUGGACUUAUGUGUGAGUAUGUUUUAGGAGGCUGAAAUGUGGCUUAUUUUCUCUUAUUGAGAUAGAGUGACGACAACAACAACACGUGCAUGUGUGUAUAAUUUGUAAGUGCGACAGCAUCAGGCGGAUAGUGGUUUUCAGGGGUGCGCAAAGUCAUUAUGGAGAAGGAAGCCCCUGUUGACGUCCUCACUAAACCAGUGAUAGGUUGCUCCAGUGCGGUAACACCCCCACUGCCCAUACUGUAUCUACAGUAGCAACAUCAGUCAGCCUACGCAGCUGCGACCUGGGUACACAAUGUACGACCAACACACUUUUAAUACGAGGAGAAAGUGUGUUUGCGUGUGUGGGGGGGACUCACGUGAGAAACUUCCCAGUGUGCGUGGAGCAUAGCUGCACUGACACUUUGAGUCUCCACGGUUCAGUAUUUUGAGAUGCCAUCACAGCAGCCUCAAUUUCCAGCUGUGAGCUUGCUGUGCCCGUGCUGUUGUCAGGCAGACGACGGUGGUGUUGUAGUUAUUGAUGAUAAGUACACCGUCAUGGGUUGGUGAUGAUGGCUGGAAGUAUGGUGGGGUAUUAUCUUGAUUUAAUCGUCGCCUCAGCGCUGCCGAGGAACCACACUGACUCUAGUGUCAAGCCCACCCAUCAUCCUGUCACUGGAAAUAGCUCCUCUUCUAAUGUUAGAAUAAUUUUGAGUUAUGUCUGCGAGGUAUAGCUCUGGAGAGUAUAAAAAGCUAUUAGUAUGCACUUUGACUGAUGUUGAAUGGGCUUGCCCUUUUUAGUUUGAAAACCUGCCACUUUCGUGCUCGUCUUCGAGUCACUUUGCUCGAGCAGAUUGAAACUGAUGUGAGUCAGUGUUCCUCUCAGUCAUGUGUCCUCUCAGGGUUGCUCUUCUCCAUACCCCUCAUGGCCCCAAGGUCAGAGGUCAUGGAAGAUGAUCAGAAACCAUUUAUCAUCAGACUUUUGUAUUAGCCUGUAUCAGCUACCCCAUAGAUAUCAGCGUGAUGGAAAUAACCCGCAUGGAUAUGAUGCAAAAUUACUAAAAAAGUGACAUUUUACCAGUUUUAGCAUAAAGCUCAUUCAUUUCUAGCACCACACUGCGGUUUUCACUCCAGUGAUUUCGAUACAUACUCAAAUUUUAGGGUGCUCUGAAGGCCAAUAUCAGUGCUAAUAUGCAUAUCAAGAAAACUCCAUAUGUCAUGAUAAAAGCAGCAGCGGUUUUUCAGAGAGCGACUGUCUGUCUCUAUGUUCAUUUCAAUUCAUUGUAAGGAUUUCAAGGAGGCUUGGCCUUGGAAAAAUGCUUUGCAAAACGGUUACAUAACAGCAGUUACUGGAACAGAUGUUGAUUUGAGCUCAGUAUGAUUCAAGGAAAGAGUUUGGGUGUGGAGGGACCAAAAGGCAGGAGAGAUAGCCCACUGAGCUCUUAAAUGAAAACGUUUACCAAGAUGCUCCUUUAAGUUUGAGGGGCAGUUCAACGUGUCGAGAGACUAUUCUACAGAAGUGGCUCCCGGGGGAGAGAGAUGCGUGAAUGCUUUGCAGGGUGUGUUUUAUUAGAAAAUGGAUGAGAGUCUCUUUUAAUGAGCGAGAGUAUAAUGAGGGAAGCAUGACAGAAGAUGCUGCUCGCUUCGAUAUGUUAAAUAAUAACAAUACUGAACAAAGCGUGAGUGAGAGUGAGAGUCCUCUCAGUGGGAAGAAUGUUAUUUUAGGGUGUGUUUCUAGCAGUAAUGUCACAUUAAAAGUCAAUUUACAAUAGGGUCAAUGAAAAGCUUACUUGACUUAGAGGAAGCUAAGGGAGGAGGAGGAAUUUGCGCUCCUUUCCAAAAAUAAGUUUUACCCUUUCCUACGGAUUUGUGUUACCACUACUGAAAGAGGGAGGAGGGGAACGGUUGGAUAGUGAAUGGAGGGAUUUAGGUUUGAGAGGAGGAAAAGAACAGAGUGGAGGGGGAAAUAUGGUUCUGAUUAACAUGGAUACAGUGUAUGAGUUGACCAUUUUACUGUGUGGUCUACAGGGAGAGAGAGAAAGAGAGCGAGCGAGCGAGAGAGAGAGGGUGGAUGGGACUAAUAGAGAAUGCAUGCAAAAGCUUUCUGCCAAACAUGAAAAGGGGAGUUUUUUCAGAGAGAAAAGAAAGUACAGCAGAGGGAAGGGUGGGUGGAGAAGUGCUUGUGGGAGUAGCUGAGAACAGAAGGCGCACAGACAGCGGGGAGAGGAGGGGAGGAGACUGGAUCAAGUGUGUGAAUUAGUCAGGAGCUGAUUGAUUGAUAUAUUGAUUUGAGGAGGAAAAGCAGAGUAAGGAUUAGAGCGUAAGUAAAAGCGUACAGGUUCAGGGAUUGCUGAUGUCUCUCAGAUUUGCUGUUGUUUACAGACUGUUAAAAGCGAUCCAUCCGAGGAUGUUAUCGAAGAAUGAGAGCAGUUUUUUUUUGUCCAGUUAAGUGCCAACAUUCAGGGAAUCUGCAGCAUUGAUUGGUCCCCUGGGUUCUCUGUAUGAUGAGAUCAUCUCCGUGGACACAAACUUUAGCACCUCUCCACAGCUGCCUGCAGGAAGGGGACUUUCCCCCUCAAUUCCUGUACAGCUACUACUCAGCAUCUGAGCUCACUGAAAUGACUAAUCACUGGCGUUUCUGUCUUUCUGUCUGUUUUCUCUUUCCUCUCUUUCUGCCUCAGACUUACUGCUACUCACUUCAAGCCUAAAAGACAAGCGAGAUCUUCCUUUGCUGGAUGAAGGGGUCUAACGUUUUAUGGACUGUAAAAGGAUAUUCUACCAGGAAUCUCUUGAUUAACACCUUCGUCCUGCCGUUCACCCCUGACCCUGUCAACUUCACCAGGGUCGUUUGAAAGUAUCUUAUACUGGAAACCCAAAAACGUCUUACUACUCCCCCCUAACUUCUCUGAUGGACCAGAGAGUGAAGGGGGGAACCCCUCCAACAACAAACUCCCCUCUAGACCGCACCUCUGCACCUGAAGACUCCAAAAGAGACGAUGUGGCAGAGAAAAAGAGGAGAGGCGAGGGGGAGAAUGGAGACGUAGGGGAAAAGGAGGGAGAAAAAAGAGGAGCAGGAAAAAAGAGGGACGGAGACAAGGGGGCAGUGCUGGAGUUGCUCAUCGAGGGGCGCUGUGGAAGUGCGGGGCAGCAACAGCUUCAGAUCUCCAGUAGGGAGACAAGCUGCCCUGAGGGAAAUGUACGACUCCGGAUUGGACUCCAGGCCAAGCGCACAAAGAAACCGCCCAAGAUCUUGGAGAGCUACGUCUGCAAACCCACUAUCAGGACCUAUCAGAGACAAGGCAAGGGGAUCCUGCUGAAGGGGGAUGGAGAGGGAGGAGUGGGCCAGCAGAGCAAAACCAGCUCUAUUUCAGACAAGGCAACCAGAGAUCAGCGCUCAGGCUUGGAUUCUGUCCAGACCACAUCAAAACAAACAGCAUCUGCUGCUUCGCCACCGCUGGCAUCAUUAUCAUCAUCGUCUUCGUCAUCCCAGUCACUGUCAUUGUCGUCAACAUUACCUACAGCUUCUACCCCAGCCUCAGGCCCUGCCAUAACCAGUCAAGGGACCAAGUCUGCUAAACAGGUAAGCUCAACACAAGGACACACACAUACAGAUCUACCCUUGUCAAUAGCCAGCUAUAAACCAGCGAUAAAUUGGGAAAAAACAAAGAUUUAAAGUUGCUAAAGGUAUGCGUACAUUAUUAAAUACAAAUAUGCGCUGCAGUUCUUGUUUUGUUUUUAAGCAGUGAACCACCAAACAGGUUUACAUGGUGCAAAAUUGCUAAGCUUUCGUGCUCAGUUGUAAUAAGGUCAAAUGAGCUAUUGUCUCAAUAGCAAAACCUAAGCAGCCCAUUUAAACAAACAGACCUAUAAAUAGGACAACAGCACGGCAACCACUUGGAGCUAUUACAGACAUUGGUCCAUCAGUCCCUAUGACAAUCACCCAAGGGGAAGCUUAUUGCUUUAGCUGCACAAACACCACUCAAGCUGCAGCAUACCAAAAUUACAGGACAAGUACGAAAUGUCAAGCCUUCUCAUCUGUAUUAGUGGCAAUUUAUAGCUACCAAUAGCAUGGCUUUCUCUCUCACCGUGUUCUGUCUCUGCCUGGCUCUCUAUAUCUGUCCCUCUCUUCUAUUUUUACUUCCCCUCUUUUCUCUCUACCUGCUCUCAUUUAUCUUUCACUCCCCCUCUGUCCCUGUCCCACUCCCUUCCUCUCCGUUUCUCUGCCUUUGUAUUUCUCCUUUCUGUGUCAACCCCAUUCCCAUUUCUGUCACCUCACCCUCUCCUUCUUCUCAGUUUGCCCUCUUUUCUCUGCCUGAUUGAGUCAUUUUGUCCUCACUCUCUUUUAAUUGGUGGACAGAGACAAAAGCAUUUAGGUUAUUGUCUUUUCUCCGUUGUCCUUCACUGUUGUCAAAAGCAAACGAAUGGACAUCCUGGCCAUUGUUGAUGACGGAGGUUUUAUGUUUGCAUUCUCCAGGUUCCUAUCAAGCUGGCCGAUAAGACUGAGGUAAAUUCAAAUGGCUCGUCUGAGAAAGUGAAGAAAGAGAAGCAUCUUAGUGUCAAUGGGCAGCCUGUUCCUGCAGGGCAGAAAUCGUCUUCACCAACAGCAGACCAGACAACUUCAAAUACUCCUUCCAGCCCAUGCAGCCAAGUUCCAUCUGCAUCAGAAACCAAAAAUGAGAGAAAGAGCUCCAAGAAACACAACGGUUUGGGGCAAGCAUCAAAACAAAAGGGAUUAUCCCAUGGGAAAACCUCUGCGGACACCCUUGGCACAUCUGCCUCAUUGAAAGUUAGUCCACCCAGUGACAUCUCAUUGGUUUCUUCUGUGAACUUUUUGACAAGACCUCCAGUCUCUAACAGCACCAACAGAGAACUUAGCCUGUCCAGUAAGAGCAGGCCAGACUCUCCUUCUCUUGCCUCGGUCACCCCUAAUCCACAGUCCUCUCCAGCUGUCGAUCCUUCCUCUGCCCAUUCCCCAGAGCAGGAUUCCUCAUUACAGCACACUGGUGAGAAAAAGAGAGAGAAAGAGAGGAAAACCAAGAGGGAGAAAAGGAGAGAUAAAAAAUCAAAACGAGAUAGAUUGGCGACCGAAAGAGCAAAAAGUGAGAGCAGAAAAGAAGAAGGGAAGAAGAAAAAAAAGGAGAAAGUGAAGGAUGGGAAAUCAAGACGUGGUAAAGUUAAGGAUGAGAGACAUAAGACUGAUGACACUCGGAGGGAUGAGCUAAAUAUUGAAAGAGGAAAGUCUGAGAGUAAGAGGGAUAAGCUCAGCCCAGAAAGGCAAAGAAUAGAAGAUGAUAAUGCAAAUGGUGAAGCAGUUGUUGGCAGUAAAUUAGCUAAAAACUGUAAAUUAGGGAAUACGGGCAGACCAGAUGAGAUAAACAAGGCAGAGGACGUUUGCAAGCCAGUGAAACAGGCUGAGCCAGCAACAGGUGACACCAGUAAAUCAAAAGAACAAGACAUCCCAAGACAUUCGACUGUGCCUCCAAGCAACCCCUCUACUGCUGCCCCUCCCACUCUGCCCAAUCCUUCAACCCGUGCCCCCAUAUCUCCCUCUUCUUCCCCACGAGAACAGGACAGCCGCCCGCUCAAGAAACGUAAAACCAGGCGGCCCAGCUGGACCAAGCUGGUACACCGAGUCCAGAGAGUAGAAAACCAGGAAGCCCCUUCAGAUUCCCAGUUUAAUUCGCCAUUAAAUUCCCCCCAGAACCCCAAGACAUUGCUUCCUGCCAAGACCGUACAGCAGACUGAUGAGUCACACUCAGUUUCAGCCAGCUCCUUAACCAACAGUUCAUACCCUACCAAGCCUCCAUCCCCAAAGCAGACUCACCCAACAUCAGACCCAAGCCCACCUACGCCCAGAAGCCCAGUUACUCCUACUCGGAAAAGGGGCCGCCCUAAAUCCCAGAGCUCUAACUUUGACGAACCUCCCCCAAGACUUUCACCUAACACUUUCCCAGCUGAGGUGCCUCCGCUGAGCUCUGACAGCGUUGAAAAAGCCCCCAUAUUGGAGCCAAGUUCCAUUCUGCAGUGUGCCACUCAGCCCAUAGCGAGCCCCAGGAAGCGUGGCCGUCCGCCUAAACGACCCCUCCAAGAGGACCAAAAUGAAGAUGCACUGAACCGCACUGAUGUCACGAACAGAAGUAAAGAUUUUCAUCCUCCUGAAAAAGGGAACAGGCAGCUAAAAAUCAGGAGGCUAAUAAAUGAGAUGAAGAAAAGAAAAAAGAAGAGACUUCAUAAGGUUAUGCUGUCUGGAUAUGGUAGAAAGGAGGGAAGGGGCAGCGAGGCACCAGAUGGGGAGACCUCUCUGAGAAUGUGUAAAUCAAUUGAAGGAACAACAGUACACACGCUCUCAGCCCUGUCCUCCUCCUUCGGGAGUAAGCUGGGCCCUCAGAUCAAUGUAAGCAAGAGAGGAACCAUCUACAUGGGAAAAAGGCGAGGACGCAAGCCCAAGGCUCAUACCAACCCAACAACCCAAGCUAACUCCAAGAACCCCACUCAGUCAUGCCUCUUUACCAAUCCCUCAGAAACAUCUCUCUUCUCAACCCAACCCAACUCUCACCCGUUUCCCUCCCCAUCUCUUACCCACUCCAGUGGGGCCCAGAGCCCUUAUAGUGAAGGUAGCCUAACAGAACCGACAUCCUCCCUGCUUUUCCCCCAUCCUUUCUCCCUCCCUUCCCCAUCAUCUUCCUGUACCUCUCCUCGUCCACCCUCAUCAUCAUCCCUCUCUCCCUUCGUAAAGAAGAGUUGUCCGUGUCAGGGGAGGCAUCAUUUUCCCUUCCACCAGUCUUCUUGUAAGCUCUCCUCUCCCACGCCUCCACUGCAUCACACACCCGGUUCCCCUGGCCACCUUAAGGAGGCCACACCUUCCCCCAGGAGUGAAUCGCACAGUGAGGAGACACUGCCUAGUGACAGUGGGAUUGGUACAGACAACAACAGUGUUUCUGAGCGAGGAGAAAUGAGGGGAGCCAGAGGCCUGCUCAGAUUGGGUCAUGGGUCAGGAGUGCUUCUGGGAGGUCAACGGCAUCCCUCCUCUCUCGUGGAUCGUCCGUCUCCCGUCUCUUCACCUCUCUCUCACAUACCAAGACAAACAAAUCCACUCACCAAUCCAAGUGCUUUGGAGCGCCACAGACACAGGCACAGACGGAGGGAUUACGACUGUUCCCCUUCCUGUACUUGUCUGUGCCCAUGCCCCUGCCCAGGACACAACAAAUGCACUCAUUCAGACUUUUACCCUUGUCUUGGGCACAAUGCACUGAAGAGACAAAAGAAUAAACAUAAAAAGAAGCACCAGCAGCUGCACAUGCAGGAUCCAGAGUUUCUGGCAGAACUGGAGGAUCUGAUUGGGCAGUUCAGUGAGGUUCAUAUCGGACGCCGUAGUUGGGUUAGAACAGGACUUGCGCAGGGCUUUGAUGGGAGUGGGAAUUCUGCUGGAGGAAGACGCCAUCACUCCUCUUCCCAUUCUCUGCGCUCCAACAUCUUCAGGAUCAACCUGAAUGGGUUUUACUCGCCUCACCCAUCGUCUUACCCAACCAAUCCUUCCUUCUCCCCUCACCCUUUCUACCCCUGCCAGCCUGUGCAUUGUAGUCGGAAGCCAGAGCGGAGGCAAUGUGGCUGCCCUUCAAAGUUACAGGAGACCAUUGAAAACAUGGGCUUUUACAGCAGCUACCCUCCUACCACUGCACUUUACCACCACCUGCCCAGCUCCUACCCCCUUCCCACUCCACACCAGUACACUUCCCAUCAGCCCCAUCAUGCCCAUUUCUUCCUCAACCCCGCCAGAUUCCAUAGGCGGAGAAGCAGGCUGCCCAGGGAGGGAGAGGUUGAUGGAGAUAUCGAGGGAGGAAGUGGAGGAGGUCAACACCUAAGCUCAGGGUUUACAUCCAGUCUCAUCUGUGGCUGUGGGAGAAAUGAACACAAACACAAGCAUAAGCACCGUCACAGGCACUGUGAGCGGGACAUGGACAAUGAGGAAGAUCUACGUGAUGAGGAGGAGGAAGAGGGAAUGGAAAGAGAGGGGCUGGGGGGUUCAAAAGCAAGGUCAGGGUUCAUUUUGGGGCAAGGAGAUGGAGGAAGGAAAGGGGCAAAAGGGAUGGGGAGGAUGCUGUCUAAGGAAUCACCAUGGUUAUGUGACAAGAGAAACGAUUCCUUUUCUUCUGCCACCGCUGCCACAUCAUCAUCAUCUUCUUCAGCAGAAAGGUACAAACACACAUCUCUCACUUCACUGGGUUUGGGCUCCUCUCACCUAUCCUCAUUCGGAGGGGGCUGGGGUGGCAUAGGUCAGAGCUGGACAAAAUUUGGAGGCAUGGGAAGGACGGUGUUUGGAAACUCCAACCCAAGCUGGAGAGGUUUAGUCGGGGAAGAACACAAAGGUCAACUGGCUGAAUCGGACGGAGAAGACGAGGAUGGAGAGGAUGAUCAGGAGACCCAUCCGUAUAGGAGGUCCCCUUCCCCGGUACACACCAACCUUUUCACAACUGCUGCUAUGGCAACAGGAGGGAGAGGUCUGAGGAGUGCUCUGGGAGCUCGGAAUCCAGGAUGUGGAGACAGGUCUUGGAGAAGAGAUCAGCCGUCAUGGCCGGAGAGGAGAGAAACAGGUGAGCGUUCAUGAACUGUUUGCUAAGUAAAGGUGUGGGUGAUGAUGUGCUUUGACUUGAUGUUUGAGGAUGAGGUUGUGUCACAUGGCUCUCUUAAAUGUACAUUUAGUGGAAAACAUGCACAGGUGGAAUACAACAGAUCCUGUAAAGGCAUUAAAUUAUGUGAGAAAUCUAAGUGUCUGUGGCUAAUUGGUAGUUUGACAGUUUGGUCUCUGGCUUUCAAAGUCUACAAGGUUGUGUACUCGUUCAUGGGUUUUUGAAUGUGAUGAGCAGCUUGGCACUUGGCACGGCAGCCAUUGUAAUGAGUGUAUAAAUGUGUGUGUGUGACAGGGUGACUGUGACAUGUAAUGUAAAGGACUUUGAGAGCAGUUUACCACUGAUCACAGAAACGUAUCUGAAAUGCCUAAAUCAUGACAGCUCAGUGAAGUGUUUAUUCCAGGGGGAUCUUUCCUCGCACAGGCUGACAGGUUUUUACAUUUGAACAUUCAGGAGACGAGAUUGAAUCGAGUAGUUUGCCAAGAGGAGUGACUGCGCUGCCUUUCCUCAGGUGUUGUUGAGCCAUGCAUCAAGCCUGGGGGUGUUUGGGAAGAAAUCAGACUCUGUUCUUUUUAUAGCCAAUUUCAGUCCUGCUCUGCAGCGCAAGGAACAUGUCAUACACACACACACGCACUCAGCACACACAUAUGCAACCACUCAACAGCCACUCUCUGUUGGAAGUUUUUAUAAGUGUUAUAGCAGGAGGGCAACAUCUUGAUGGUAAUCUUCCAGAAAAUCUUUGAAAUCUUCCUCGGUUUUCAGCGAACCACAUGCUGUUUCAGGCCAGGGCUACUCAGUGAACACAGUCAUUAGUUAACCACCAGAUUGGCUAUUUAAAGCCUGGCCUAUCCCUCAAUGCUGGCCAACGGGGCCUAUUUGACUUGGAAAAAUUCAAUAAGGAAAGAGUGGUCAGUCUUGUCAGGGACUGUGGAAAAUGGAGCAAAAAGAUAAAUGACCACAGAAGUGAUUGAUGAAGGAAUUGCAUGGAGGUCAGGAUUGGAGCAGAGAGAGCCUGUGAGGGGAAAAUGUUGUUUUUGAAAGAGGUGGAAUACAUUUGACAUCAGCUCAUCAUCUAACUAAACCCACAUGUGUUCUGAGGAACGACACAUUGGCACGGCGCACUCGCACCCUUUUUUUUCUGUCUUUGUCUGCUCAGCUUUUUCAGAUGGCGUUCCACAUUAACUGCGAAUACGGCUAGUUCGCAUGUUGAUGUGAAAAAGUCUGCACUCUGCACAUUGUUUGUGUUCAUUAUUGUGUUUUUUAUUAUGUUUUUGUUAGUGUGUGUGUGUGUGCGUAUGCAUAAAUCACCUUCUAAUGCAUUUCCCAGAAGUGAUCUGGUUGGAGGAAAUGUUGUGACUCACCUAAUCUGUGGCCCAUCCGCAUGACUCAGCCACGACUGGCCUCACCUCACACCUCCUGCUGGCUCAAUCACUGAUCCACAUCUGUCUCAUUUCCUUUCCACCACUUACACCCCACCUCCCACCCUUCUCUCCUGCCUCCUCUCGCCUAAACUCUUCCCUCCCUCUCUCUCUCUCUCUCUCUCUCUCUCUCUCUCUCUCUGUCUCUCUUUCAAUGACUGCAGGUUUACAAGGUGACUCAAGAAGCCGGGGGCAGCAAAAAAGUGUGCCAACUCCAGACAGUGUGGCAGGGACAAACAAAAGAGGGCCAGGACGGCCAAGAAAGCACCCACUGCCUUCCACUGUAUCUUCCCCCACACACUCUUCUGCAGCUCCCCACAUGUCAUCGACUGACCUCUUGCUAGGACACAGCCACAACAGAGAUGGGAGAGAAGUGGGUGGGAAAAAAGAACAAAGACGGCCAGAGAAAGAUGAAGUAAGCGAUACACUGCAGCAGGUGACAGAGUUGGAGCUCCAAGCUAAGAGGAAGAGAGGACGAAAGAGGAAACACGGUGACUCUCCUUGUCAUCAAAGGUAAAAUAUCACACCCAUAUUAUGAAGUACCUGAGCUGGUUGACUUGAAAAUUCAAUACAACCACUCACUACUGCUAUAUUAACCCAUCGUUUUCAGCACUGUGUGCUAAACCAGUGCCUUUUCUCUCUGUCUCUUUUCCCUCUCUAUCAUUCUAUCUCUCUCUCUUCAUGCUCCCUUUUUAGUGUCAUUGAGGACAAACCUGAGUGCGACAUCCCUACUGACAAUUUCAGCCAAUCAGAGAUCGACCAGGCUCCACCUCAGCCAGUUACCAUACAAAGAGAGGAGAGAGCAGAUGGUCCUCCCAGAAAAAAGUUUCUGAGGGCAGGUCUUUACUCUGAUGAUUACAAAACCACAGAGUGAGUCGACUCAAAUCAUGGAAAAACCAUUCAAACUUUUUUUUUCUUGUCAAUAUUUUUUUGUUCACGAGUUUAUGUCUCCUUUCCAGUCCUCCCUCCCUUGCCCAGCAGUCAUGCAGAGAGAGUAUGGAGUACACAGCAGAGGAGCGUGAAUACAGCCUUUUACCAGCUCCCAUACAUGUUGGUGAGUAUAUAUCAAGAUGGAAACACUGCUGUACUGUGCUGCAGCUGUGAGGGCUCAUUCAAACCCCCUUUGUGUCCGACAGGAAAGUACCUUAGGCUGAAACGGAUUCAUUUCCAGCUACCUUAUGAUGUCAUGUGGCUUUGGCAGCAUAAUAAGGUAGAGUAGAUCUUCAGAGUAGAUCAUCAGAAAGGUAAAGCAUUCAUCUAGCGUGUUGUGAAUUAACUAGUACAUUUUCUUUUGUAUUGUUGCAGCUUCAAAAGCAGCCCGCAGUUCCAUUGAAGAGAAAGCGACGUUACUGUGAGUUGCUGUAUUUACAUGAUGGAUUUUUUCCACUGAUUAUGCUGUUAUAAACUCUUUCAGGGUUUGAAAUAUCACAGAGUUAUGAUUUCUGACAGUUGUUAAUUGGUUGCCACCAGAUUGAUCAGACAUCUUUCUCAGCCCAUCUAGACUCACUACCAAGGUCUCAAAUGAAGGAAAGGGGUCCUUGAUGGGUCUGAGAUCAAAAAUAAAGCAUUUUUGCCCAAAUAAAUGACAUAACGUGGUUCUAAACCUAAUUUAGAAACCUAAUAUUGGAAUUUCCCCCUGUGGGACUAUUAAAGGAACAUCUUAUCUUAAACUCUUUAUCUGAAUCAGUCAAUAAAUAAGAUCCCUCACUCUGAUUUACUCAGCUAAAUGGUUUUGUCCGAAGGAUUUAUCUGACUGUGGCCUAAAAAGCCAUUUGGCUAAUGCUGGCGUACCAUGUUUCCUCCCAAAAACCUAAACCAGGAUUGGAAAGAGAAAACAGGAAUGGGAAAUGAGAGAGCGUCGGCAGGGGAAACACGUUUUAACAAGUUUUCUAAAUGGAAGAAGGAAGCAACUUAGAAUGUAAAAGGAUGGCAUGAAAUACCAGCAAGUUAGAUCAAGGUUUUCUGCCAAUCUGCUGUGGAUCGUGUUGGCCUUGUGUGUGUGGCCUUUCUAUUGCAGGUGCUUUCGAAUAAAGAGCAAGAGCAGAUAAGCCCUGCAAAGAGGCUCAUUAGUUUGGUGAUUAGCACAGUACACUAGUUCUUGGUUUGAAUGUUAGCUGGGCCUGUUCUGUGAGGACUGAUGGUGUUCUGAACAAGUUUUUGAACAAGUGGGUCUUGUAAACCAGCAUGUUUGGGUGCAGUUAGCACUGAUGCACAGAGAGGUGUUAUUGGGUUUGAACCAGAACAGGGGUCAUCCCAUGUGAAAAUGAUUCACUCUCGCCAUGCCCCUGAAUAACCAAAAUGCACCUGAAGGGCUUGACACUAACUUUUUUCAGAAAAGAGCGCAUGUGCUCCUAAAUUGAGAAAGUAAGGAGCACACAAAGAACUUUAGGGGCACAAUAAAAACUGAUCAAAUAACGUGUGUCCUAUUGGUCGACUUGAGUAUUAUUAUUUUAAAUCAUUUUUAGGUUAAUUGGUCACAUGUAAUGGAAGCUAUUGAAGAAAAUGUUCAAAAUUGCCUUUAAAUUUAACACAAAAAUUUUUAGAGGACAAGUUAGGGAAAUAAAGAGUGUGUCUUAUCGUCCGACCUUAGUACUAUUAUUUAAAAUCAAUUUUAGGUCAAUUGGUCAUGUGACAUGGAAGCUAUUAAAGGAAAACAGCCUUAUUUGAGAACAUCAACCAAUAAUCUAUUGAUGGUCCCUUAAUCAACACCUGAUGAUGACAGCGAGGAUGCAGAGUAGAUUUAACCGCGCUGCUGUUGCUAUUCGUGGUUAUGGAGAGUGAGAAGACACCGGUAGAUCCGCAGUGAAUAUCCGUCAGAUAUCGAACCUAAAACUAACUUCACCGCGGUACUUACAUGAAAAACAUUUGUCACCUCAUCUGAUUUUUUUUAUGCGCACAUGUGCCCCUAAAUACGUUUUACAGUUCGCACACAUCUAUUUUUAGUCGCAAAUGCGAGUGAAAUGGUGACACUGUCAAGCCCUGACCUACAGGUAGAAAACCCAAACAACGAAGCUCGUCUAGAACCACAUGAGUGCAGUGGUUUACAGUGCAGAACAGUAGCUUCUGUAUCGUGCUACACUCUCCUGGUAUUAUAUAAUAAAGAAAGCUCUUGAUUCUCCGCACUGGACUGCAUAUAAACCUGGUGAUUUGGUGGUAAACACUGCAAUGAGCAGGUUCAGGGUUCAAAUCCAGCCCAUGCCUUCUAUGAUAAAUUAAGUGUGUGCUGGCUGCUUCCCACUGGAGUGUAGACUACAGACAUGGAAGUACUGGUUAGACGUUGAAGAAUAUAAACUGUUAUGAUUAGUCCUGCUGCCUCACAGCAUGACGGCACUAGGUAUGAAUCUAGACCACUUCUUCUAGUGGGUACCCAGUGUGCUUUGCUUUUCCCCUACUAGAGUGUGGGCAGCUGAUUUUGUACAACCAGAGUGAACUGUACAAUGAAUAAACACUUACAAAGUACGGUGAAGUGAAAAUGUAAAAUGUCCUCCUCAGGUUUAGUCAAUGCAUCAGAUCAAUACUUUCAUGCAUCGUCUAAUCUCUUUCUCUUUCCCUCCAUCAAUCAGGCCGGCUGAAGGAAAGGACCUUAUCCUCAAACCAGACAGCGGUGCGUUGAUGUGUUACACGUUGUAUCUUUGCAGUGAAGAGGGCCUCUUUAUCUACUAUAAAGACUGGCACACAACCCUUAACUGUCUUUGUGUUUCACAGGAGGAGAGCUCGAGUGACAUUACCAGCCUGUUUCCCCACCUCGACAUGGAGCCUUUGACCAGCAGUGAGAGGUAUGAAAAAUCCAGCAUUUAAAUCAACUACCCUUUGCAUUUUAAACACGCCAAUAUAAUGUGGAUGUUUCUCCCUGUGCGCCCCUGGCCAGGAGCUUUGUGGUGAAACAGCACGUGUUCCUUGUUAGGAACUGGGAGCUGGUAAGAGAGAGACAAAUCCGACUGAGGAUAGAGCGGGAGAGGGAAAGAGACCCAGAGGGAGAGGAGAGGGACUGUCCACAUCCGUCCUAUGAUGGAGCCAAUGGGGACGACAGCCACAUCAAGUCAGGUCCAUGAAGCAAGUGUGUGUGUUAGUUUUUGUUUCUGUAGGUGUUUGUGAAUGCAUACGUGUACGUGGUUGAGCUCUUUACAUCUUUAUUUCUUCUCUACAUCUUUACAGAUCUUUUCCACUUUUAGUGUUGUGUCCUUUAGCUUAAUGUGUGCAUGUGUGUGUGUGUUUUGAAUGUGUGUGUUUGCUCUGCUUACACCCUGUGCUCCUCAUGUUUGGCUUGUCUGUCCAUAUCAUACUCAGCAGCACAAAAUAAGUGGUUUUCCAACCACAGAAUAUCAGACUGCAGAAAUGUUUCCCCAUUUCUGUCAUCCUCUGCUGAUGUCCAAGAACCAAGCAGGCUUUGACUUUCUCCAUUAGCAGUCAAAACCGCAGUUUCCAUCAGAGAUUCCCUCGCUGAUUACGGAUAGAAAUCGAGGGAGGGAAAUGACAUUAGGCGUAAUUACCGAGAUAUAUCUGUGAAAGAAAUGAUGGGCUGCUUUCGUUCCUCCCUGCGUAGUCUUUACUAACAUUAAGAAAACUGUUUGACCUCUGACCCCCAGACCAGCAAGUGGGGGUGGAGGUGACGGUUACCAGCAGUGACCCCCACCAUCAGAGUCAGGACACCUCCAGCUUACUCACUGCCAGCUCCUGUGUGAGUGAACAAAUGCACCCACGUAAAAACAAAAAGAAAAAGAGAAAGAUUUUUUUUUUCCUUCAAGAAUGCAAAUUUCCACAAGGAUAAAAAUCUGCUUAUGUAAUUAUUUGUUCAUACUUACCCACCACAGUCUACCAAAACCCAGAACAGACAAGAGGAGAAGGAGGGAGAGGAAGAAAAACGAGGGGAGGGGGAAGAAGAAAAACGAGGGGAGGAAGAGGUCUGCAGCAGAGAACAGAGACGGAAACGGCUGAAUGAUUUGCUUUUGACCCUGCAGCACUCAUAAGCUAUCAGAGAAAGGUACGUCGAGCCUUGUAUUCAAACUCUGACAAGUAAAUGUACGGUUUAGUUGACGGUAUCUCGCUCUCGUGUAGGUGGGACCACUCUGAAAAAAGGGACCAGGCCCACCGCAGGACAGAUGGACAGGAUAUGAUGUCACAACACUGCUAUCACUGGUAGUAGUGCCUCAGAGAACAAAGUGACAAAAAAAGGGAGACGAGAGCUGGAGAAUUAUGGCGGCUGAAAAGGCAAGAAAGACAUCUCACACACUGACAGAUGAGUGUGUUGAACCUCGCGCUCUGAAGGGCAUCACACCAAGGAUGAAACCAUGGCAACACAUCCUUUGUCCAAAUGGCGAGGGAUGAUGAGAGAUAGAUUGUCCCGGUUGAAAAAGAAAGAAACAGACCAGCUGAAAGGAAUUUGCACUAGUGCUGGACGAAAACAAGCACACUAAAGACUGUAUGUAUGCAAAGUGGAUACACUUUAAAACACACGCAUACACUUUAAUUGCUCACAUUGGCACCUUAAGCAAACUGGGAAAGACUCACACUUUGCUCUUUGGAGACUGAAAGUGGACAUAUAUGGUACUCAGCAUUUCGACUCUGAAGUUUCCAAGAGACAAAGAGUUCACAUAAAAAGCCUGGGGGGAACAAAAAUGUAGCCCUAAGUAGGUCAAAAUUGAACCCUCAUUUAAUCGUUUAGCUUUCAAAGUCACACUGCACCUUGGGAAAAAGACAUGAGGAGGAGUGAACCAGUUAAAAAGCUGUUGAGACAGCGUUAGGGGUUUUCUUCACUUAACCAAGACAGUGUCUGCUAUGUACCAGUGAAUAGGCUGGGAAAGGGGGAAGGAGGAGGGGUGGGCUUAGUGAUAGGAAUUUUGGCAUCGCUGCAAGAGAAUUUCUAAUGAGGUUUUAAGAAAGAAGAUAUUUUUGAAAAAAAAUAACGACAGCUUGGUAACUAUCUGCUUAAAAAUAGACAAAGUAUAUUCGAGAAAGGAAUGUUUAUUGUUGACUAUUUUCAGUAUUGCUUCCUGGUGAAGGGGGUAAAAAAAGUGUUUUGUUUACUUCGGACUGCCUUUGAGAAUGUUUUGCUCCAGAGCAUUGACAAUCAGAAUGUCCUAGGGGGAGAAACGAGAGAGGAAAAGGAAUGAAAAGUUGAAUUGAUUUGCCCCAAAUGCUCUGUAGAAGUGCCAUGUUGUCUUGUGUAUGUACCUAAGCGAACUCAUGCAGUCUUUAAAAGCAAUAUCUCCUCUGAUAAGGACUAUAUAAGGAUUUCUUUUGUUUUGUUUUUGUUUUUUCUUCAGUUGUGAAUAUUUGAGGAUUGGAGGUUAUUUUUAUGUACAGUUGCAUAGUAGAUUGUUCUCAUUUUAGGAGCAUUUGGCUAAGCCAGCGGAAGAAACCAUAAGCGUUUAGUUUCAUGUGAAUGUACAUAGAGAGAGAGAGAAAGACCUGCUUUCUCUAUCAGCAGUAGCGUGUAAAAUUACAACCAUACAUGACGAUACUAUUGUGAUUAUACUUUACACCUAAUAAUCAAACCUGUCAUUUUACUAAUAUUUUUUAUCAGAUUAUAAAGCUGACCAAUAUUUCAGUCAUUUCAGCCUCCUUAAAAUUGACUAUGAUUGUAUAUGAUUUUUUUGUAGGAUGACUUAAUUUGUCUCUUUUUUUAGCGGAGCGUACUUUUUUGUUUUUUUUUAUAUUGGUCAGACAAUCAGUGACAGUGACUUAGUUUUUUCCAGUGUUAAACUUCUGCUCUCUUUCAGUAGUGUGGCUUCUAUUAGCGAGCCAAGAAAGUGCAAUUUCUUUGACUGUUUACAUACUGUAUGUAUAUUUUUCCUCUUUCCUUUUUUAACUAAGAGCACUACAUUAUUGCCAGUGGAUGAUUAACUUUAUAGCAAAGGUACACCUAAAGAGUUAUUUAUCUAGUUUGCAUGACUUGUAACCUUUGCCUGUUGCCUCUGAUAACGUGCAUCUGAAAAACAAAACAUCAAAAACAGAUAUAACCCAACGCCAUAGAAUGUCAGCUCAAAAUUUUGCCUCUAUAACCACAGUAAUAAAAGCAUUUUAUGUCUACUAGUACUUCA
Xyrichtys novacula (pearly razorfish) is the source of this 20279-nucleotide messenger RNA. The record is from the annotation of a GenBank genome assembly. NCBI's taxonomy places the organism in Eukaryota, Metazoa, Chordata, Actinopteri, Labriformes, Labridae.